Messenger RNA from Phasianus colchicus (ring-necked pheasant), 5783 nucleotides. RefSeq names its product pleckstrin homology like domain family B member 2 (gene PHLDB2). Gene Ontology annotation, biological process: regulation of microtubule cytoskeleton organization. The record is from RefSeq and is a predicted model, not a curated record. Lineage: Eukaryota; Metazoa; Chordata; Aves; Galliformes; Phasianidae. Gene Ontology annotation, cellular component: basal cortex.
GGGGCGGCGGCGGCGGACGGCAGCGGGAUGCGCGGCGGCGGUCGAAAUUAAGUUUCUUUUAACUGUCACGUAGAAGAUGAAUAUGAUGCCAAACAGAAGUAACGCCUCGUCCUUUCAGAAUGUUGGGUCAGAUUCCAGUAAGAUUAUGGCAGAGUAUAGCCACACACAAAACCAGAUGGAAUUACAAAAUGCUAGUUUGGGAAAGUGUUCUGUGGUGAAUUCCCUUGAAAACGGUCUCCAGGAUAUUAUGGAAAACCUCAACACAAAGAAAUAUUCAUCAAGUCUCAAAUUUAAAACAAACGGGGACUGCGCUGGUUCUUACUUAACCCUUUCACAACCUAUGAUGGCUAAACCCAGUCCUUCCACCAGUGUUAAAAAUAUACACUCUGUUACCAAAAUUCAGGGAGGCAAGCUCUUCCCUUGUGAAAGUCCGUAUCUUCCAGAUAAAAGCUUCUCUGUAAAGCAUUUGAGUUCCCUGUCAGGCACAUCUCCAUCCCUCAGUGGGUACAGUUUAGGAAGGACAGACUUUGAUAUUCAUGCCAACAGAGAAAAUGAAAAAGCUCUUGGACAUGCAGAUAAGUUUUACUACUCUAAGUAUAGCCAGAAAAACAAGUCGUAUGACAAUGUCUACUUGCCAGGAAUGCUGGACACAAAGAAGAUCUCAGGCUCUCUUCUUACAAUGUGGAACGGCAGCUCAGGGAGUGAGCUGAUGCUUUCCCCUGUUAGCAAUUCAGGGGCAGCCAGCAUGCCUUCUAGUCCAAAGCAAGGUCGGAGAAUGAAUAUUGAAGAUGGUCUGGCCCUUCAUGCAAAGCCAGUUAAACAUAGGGAUGUGAUGAUGGAAACUCUGGCCUCACGCCCUAGGAAAUACUCUGGUGGAUCUCUAAGUCACAUGGGAAUGUACAGCCGUUCCCUACCCAGGCUUCAUAAAUCAACCGAAAGCCAGUUGAUGCCAUUGAGUUUGCCCCCGAGAAACUCUUUGGGUAAUACUAAAAGGAAAAAACUUGGAGAGAAGGAUCUACCUCAGAAUGCUUUAGAUGCUGAUAAUUACCUGAAUUUUUCUUCAUGCAGCUCAGGGGUUUUACCACAUGCAAAUUCAUUCUCUGGGAAUAAUCCCUAUGUUAGUUCAACUCUUAGCGUUCCUGCAAGCCCUCGAAUUGCUAAAAAAAUGCUUUUAGCAUCUUCUUCCUCGUAUAUUCCUGAUGAUUUUGAUAGACUUGGACUCUCAGGCACGAGUCCCAGUAGUUCGUUCUCCCCUGUGGAUUUUGACAGAUCGUUCUCUAUCAGAAGAAACCUCUCCACCAGUUCCAUGGAAUUUGAUGAUACAGAUUUGGAAAGUUACAGACAGACACCAAACUCACUGCAGACUUCUGUGAGAGAGCGUAAGAACAGCAUCAGCUCCAUUUCGGGGAGAGAAGACCUCAUGGACUAUCACAGGAGGCAGCGGGAAGAGCGGCUUCGGGAGCAGGAGAUGGAACGCUUGGAACGACAGCGGCUGGAGACGAUCCUCAAUCUGUGUGCAGAGUACUCCAAGUCUGACAGUGACCCUGCUGCAACUACAACAGUUGCUGACGUUCAAAAAAUUAACAAAGAACUUGAAAAGCUUCAGCUAUCAGAUGAGGACUCGGUAUUUGAAGACUCGCAGACAAAUCUAGAAACGAGGUUUAGAAACCACUUGAAAUCGUCAGCAAGUGAUUCGGAUUUCUCAGAGCCAAGUAACCACAGUCGCAGCACUGCUUCUUUCCUUUCUUCCCGGGGGCUGAGAGCCGAUGAGCACUUCAACGAAAACAUGAAGCCUUCACCAUUAACUACCCCUGGCUUCCUGAAGGACUCCACUGAGUCUUCGUAUCUAAGUAUCACGCCAAAGAUACCAGAAUGCACAAGUGAUGAUCAAAGAGAACAGGAGCUCACUCGACUGGAAGAGGAGCGCAUCGUAAUAUUAAAUAACUUGGAAGAACUUGAACAGAAGAUCAAAGAUUUAAAUGACCAGAUGGAUGAAUCCUCAAGAGAGCUGGAUAUGGAAUGUGCCCUUUUGGAUGGGGAACAGAAAUCUGAAACAACAGAGCUGCUGAAAGAGAAGGAAAUACUGGAUCAUCUAAACAGAAAAAUAGCUGAGCUGGAGAGGAAUGUUAUUGGUGAAAAGGCAAAGGAAAAAUUAAAACUUGAUGCUGAGAGGGAAAAACUAGAGAGGCUUCAGGAGCUUUACUCCGAGCAGAAGACGCAGCUUGAUAAUUGCCCUGAGUCCAUGAGGGAACAAUUACAGCAGCAGCUGAAGAGGGACGCUGAUCUAUUGGACAUAGAAAGCAAACACUUCGAAGAUUUGGAAUUUCAGCAGCUUGAACAUGAGAGCAGGUUAGAUGAGGAGAAAGAAAAUCUGACACAACAGCUCCUGCGUGAAGUAGCUGAAUAUCAGCGUAGCAUUGUCAGUAGAAAGGAAAAGAUUUCUGCUCUCAAAAAACAAGCUAAUCAUAUUGUCCAACAAGCACAAAGAGAACAAGAUCAUUUUGUAAAAGAGAAAAAUAACCUAAUAAUGAUGCUGCAGAGGGAAAAAGAGAAUCUCUGUAAUCUGGAAAAGAAGUAUUCCACACUUUCUGGAGGAAAGGGAUUUCCUGUCAGUCCCAAUAGUCUAAAAGAGGGCUAUAUCAGUGUAAGUGAAAUUAGUGAGCUGUAUGGCAAUUCCACGAAUAUAUCCCCUUCCACUCAGCCCCCCACAGAUGCUGACGCAGGUGCCACUGAGCCUUCCACGGCUGUGCUGACGUGCCAGCCACAAAAUAAAGAGCAUUUCAGAAAUCUGGAAGAGCGAAAGAAACAGCACAGGGAAUGCAUGUACAUGAGUGAUACUUUGCCUCGCAAGAAAACAACUCCAACUGUGUCACCACACUUCAAUAGUUCUACUCUUGGACGAAGCAUUACAUCUAAAGGACAUUUACCAUUAGGACAGAGCAACAGCUGUGGCAGUGUACUUCCUCACUGCCUGGCAACCAUGACCAAAGAGUCAGAAUCAAGAAGGAUGCACAAAGGGUAUAACCAUCAACGUAUAUGUGAAAACCAAAGGCAGAAAUCUCCUGAAUUCUACAGCAGAACAGCAUCUGAAUCCAACGUGUAUUUGAAUAGCUUCCAUUACCCAGAUCGUAGCUACAAGGACCAUGCCUUUGAUACAUUAAGCUUAGACAGUUCUGACAGCAUGGAGACAAGCAUAUCAGCAUGCUCACCAGAUAACAUUUCCAGUGCUAGCACAUCAAAUGUUGCAAGAAUAGAAGAGAUGGAGAGACUUCUGAAACAAGCACACGCUGAAAAGACUAGGCUGCUUGAGUCCAGGGAACGGGAGAUGGAAGCUAAAAAGCGAGCUCUGGAAGAAGAGAAGCGCCGCAGAGAGCAACUGGAAAAAAGACUGGAAGAAGAAACUAGCCAGAGGCAAAAACUAAUUGAAAAGGAAGUGAAGAUACGAGAGAAACAAAGAGCACAGGCUCGUCCAUUGACUCGCUAUUUGCCCAUUAGAAAGGAAGACUUUGAUCUACGAAGUCAUAUUGAAACAGCAGGUCACAACAUAGAGACCUGUUACCACGUCUCCCUCACAGAGAAGACCUGCCGAGGCUUUCUGAUUAAGAUGGGCGGGAAAAUUAAAACAUGGAAAAAACGAUGGUUUGUUUUUGACAGAAACAAGAGAACUUUUACGUAUUAUGCAGAUAAACAUGAAACUAAAUUAAAAGGUGUAAUUUAUUUUCAAGCUAUUGAAGAAGUCUAUUAUGAUCACCUGAAGAAUGCAUAUAAGAGUCCCAACCCACUACUCACUUUCAGUGUUAAGACACAUGACCGAAUAUACUAUAUGGUCGCUCCUACACCAGAAGCCAUGAGGAUAUGGAUGGAUGUUAUUGUUACAGGCGCAGAAGGCUACACCCACUUCAUGUUAUAACAAAAUGGGGCUAUAGGGCAUACUGCAAUAACGUUAAUGUAUGAAGUCAGCCAUAUGUAGUAAAAUCUGAAAAGCCACAUAAAAUACCAAUGAAUACUCUGAAAUAUCCUCCUUAUGAUGUGCAGCCAAAGCCUCAGGAUGGAAGGGUUUUCUAAAUGCACUGAAAAGGGGGACUUGCUACUUAUUUUAGUUGAUCUUUGUAGAGACAAAAGAGCUAAAGCUGUUGAGAAAGUCAUAGUGCUCCAAAACAAAUAAACUGGCCACUUAUAUGACAACAUCUUGAUUCAAUGAUAAUUUUGUACCAAUUGUCUUAAACAGAGAACAUCUUCAUCAACAGUUUACAAAUGUGUGUGCUGUCAUCAGUAUGCAAAAAUUCUAGUAUCGGAACAAAAAGAUGUAAUAGCAUAUAUUUUAAUAUGCAGCAUUUGACAUUUAUAGAUGAUUAGGUGACUUUUAAAAACUUUUAGUCAAGUAUUUUAUAAAACUAUGAAUUAAAAAGCUGCCCUAAGGUACACACGGUUCUUGCCUUAGUAGUUAAGUAUUACAACAGAGCCAAAGAGUUGUAUGACUCCCUUAUUGUAAUAUUUCAGAUUGUUAGCUGUAUUUAACUUCCUGUAAGGGGACAGUGCCAAAACUCUUCAUGACUUGUACAAAACCAUGUUAAACAACCCAGUGAUACUGACUGUAAGUUUUAAGUCUAUCUAUGAAGCUCAACAAGAAAAGGACAGCUUUAUAAAGAUGCAUUAACGUGGAUUAACUUUGUCAUUAGGAGGACUUUUGUAGUUUUUCGUGAUGAAUGGAUCGAGCUGAUUCUGGACCCAGCCAUUUUAUGUAGUCAGGACCCACCUGAUGUGGUUCUGAUCGUUCUCUGUGCCAAAUGAACACUUUGCUGAAACCUCAAAUGUUGGCGUCCAUGAAGCAAGCAUUGAAGUAUCUACCUAUCUAAAUUUUUUGAAGCAAUGUUUGUAGCCAAGGAGACUUUUUAAAAGUGCUUCUACUCAGAGUAAUGCUAUCAGAAUAAAAUGGAAAGGCAAGCUCUAAUGGUUUACACUGAGCAGUGUAUGGAUAAAAAGAAUGAAAAUUUUAAGUAUCAGGGAUUGAGAUUCCUAAGACAAUAAAAUUAAGGAGGAUACAGUGGUCUCCUAUUUAAAAAUCACCAAUUCCAAAUCCUUGAAAAAUACACAAAACUUAAGUGAAUUGAACUUCAAGAUUUCUCUUAUUCUCUGACUUAAAUGAGGUUCUAUUUCAGUAAUCAAUACUUGUGCUAUGUAAUUUGUUUGUGUAAUAAGAGAAAGCACAUAAGACAUUUUUCACGAUGAAAAACUAAUGGCUAUUGAUGAAGCAAAUGAAAAACUGAAAACAAAACAAGUUUGCUGGCAAAAUAUUUUUGUUGUACUAUGUCAAUCCUGUAUCUGUUAAGAAGGGGAUGCAUUCUUCCUUGCGAGGUAUACACAGGUGAUAUGGUUGCUCUAGCAUGACAUUUGUCAGUUUUGACUUGAAUCAUGAAAGAAGGGACAGUUGUUGCAAGAUAACUGUUAUCAUCUGUGCAGAUCACAGCUUGUAAUCCAACAACGUCAAAACACUAUCAGAAUAAAUUGCUUUGGUAUAUGUAAUUAUUAUUUUUCCCUGACAUAUCUUGAUUUUACUUCUUAGUAUAGUUAUAAAGAUUUUCUAAUCAUGAUUUUUGUAUCCUGCAUGAUGCAAUGAAGGCAUUUCAAUAAACGUUUUUAAAAAUACACUUGUUUUAAAUGUUCACUUGAUUCUUGAUGCAUUUCUGUUUCUCUUUUAAAUGAUAUUUUAUACGUUUGUGCAAGCAGUGUUGUGUUAAUCAAUAAAAAUUUAACCAUUCCGUGUGUUUCCCCAUAAAAGAAGU